Molecule: messenger RNA, 1020 nt
Organism: Chaetomium globosum CBS 148.51
Lineage: Eukaryota; Fungi; Ascomycota; Sordariomycetes; Sordariales; Chaetomiaceae
Exons: 6
Coding region: 1-1020 (339 amino acids)
Source: RefSeq, a predicted model, not a curated record
AUGCGACAACUCUUCCGCUGGUGGCAGAAAGCCGGGCCGGUAGCUGAGCACAACCCACCGGAAGGAUCGGUUGAGACGGCUCCACCCUCGGCCGAGACCUUCCCGGCAGGCAUCAAACUGCUUCAUAAUUCGGCACACGCUACCGUUGACAUCGUUUUCGUCCACGGCCUAACCGGCGACCGCGAGAAGACAUGGACCGCUAGCGGCGCGUUCGAGCCGUGGCCUAAGGCUCUCCUUCCGUCCGAGCUCCCGACCGCGCGCGUCCUUACCUUCGGAUACGAUGCAUACGUGGCGGACUGGCAGAGCAUGGUGUCGCAGAGUCGAAUUGGCGACCACGCGUGGAACCUUCUAAGGUCUCUCGCGUCGUAUCGAGAGAAGGACGAUACAGCAUUGUUCAGAUCGAGACAGCGGAUAGAACCACACCUCAAUAACAUCCUCCGGUUUACGUGCGGCAUCGCCUUUCUCGGGACACCACACCACGGAUCGGGGCUGGCACAGUGGGCCGAGCGGCUAUCGCGAUGUAUCGGGAUCAUCAAGCAGACAAAUACACAAAUUGUUGAGGUGCUCAAGCGCGACUCGGAGGUACUUGCACGGAUCCAAGACGGUUUUCAUACCAUGGUCCAAGCGCGCGUCAAGGAGGGACAACCGAUCGAAAUCAGCUGCUUCUUCGAGCAGCUGCCUCUGCCGGGCAUCGGCCAGGAUUCGGCGAUUCUGCCUGGGUACAUUCCGAUCGGGAUCCGCAAUAACCAUAUGGACAUGACCAAAUUCGCCAGUGUGAACGACCCGGGAUUUCAGGAUGUUUGCGGGGAGCUUCGUCGGUGGAUUAAGGAGAUAGAUGUGGCUGAAAGACGUCACGAGAAUUCACCCGAUGCAGUGCAAUAUGUUAGCGGGACGCCGAUACUUGAUCUCAGAGGAGAUUCACCCAACGCUGCUGAUCCCAUUGUGAGGAGCCACGGAAGUGGACGGACACAGAACUUCGAAAGGAAAGGGCCCCGCGCCUUCAACGCAAUCACGGUCUAG